Closterium sp. NIES-65 is the source of this 2706-nucleotide messenger RNA. Lineage: Eukaryota; Viridiplantae; Streptophyta; Zygnematophyceae; Desmidiales; Closteriaceae. The record is from the annotation of a GenBank genome assembly.
AUGGCGUCGGAGUUAACUCCGAACGCGCUUGAGAUUCUAAACUCCGGUGCGACAGAUGGCAAUUUCAUAUUGCAAGUGUUCGACUCGCGGCAGGUCGGGAGCGCGUCCGUGCCACCCGCGCAGGAGCGAUACCGGCUGAUGCUGUCGGACGGGCGAUGGCACCAGUGGGCCAUGAUCGCGUCGCAGAUGAACGAGCUCAUGCGCACCUCCGUUAAGAAGGGCUCCAUUAUAAAUCUCACGGAGUGCGUCACCAACACUGUUCACGGGAAAAAGAUCGUGAUCAUUCUGAAGAUGGAGGUGGUCAAGACGGACGCCGCCAUCAUAGGCGAUCCGCAGCCCUUCCCCGCCGACGGCCAGGCCCCGCCUCCGCGCCAGCAGCCGUCGUCCACCCCCGCCAGCACACUCACCAACAACUCCGCCGCCCCACCCCCGCAGCAGCACCCGCCGCCACAGCAGCCGUCCAACGCUUCUCCUAGUCCCAUGGCGCAGUACGGCCCGUCGGGCGCUGCUCAUCCGUCCAAUGCAGCCCAGCCAGUCCCGCCCAACCCGUACGCCGCUGGUGGCUUCGGUCAGCAGCAGCAGCAGCAGCAGCAGCAGAAGCAGUCGCAGUAUUCUGGGGUAUCCGGACCUCCUGGUGGAGGUUCCGCCGCUAGUCACGGAGGAGGAUUCGCAGGUGGCCCAGGCGCGGGCGGCGGCGGAGGAUACGGGGGAGGGGGCGGAGCAGCUCCCCCGCCGUCUUACUCCGCGCGCGGGCCCGUGGCGCGCAACGAGGCGCACGCGCGGGUGGUGCCGAUCGACUCGCUGAACCCGUACCUGGGCAAGUGGACGAUCAAGGCGCGCGUGACGUCCAAGGGCGACAUCCGGCGGUACAACAACGCGCGCGGCGAGGGCAAGGUGUUCAGCUUCGACCUGCUCGACGCCGAAGGCGGGGAGAUCCGCGUCACGUGCUUCAACCGCGAGGUCGACAGCUUCUUCGACAAGAUCCAGAAGGGGCAGGUGUAUCUGCUGUCCAAGGGCAGUCUGAAGCCAGCACAGCGCAUGUACAACCACCUGCGCAGCGACUGGGAGAUCAUGCUCGACGCGUCCUCCACGCUCGACCUCUGCCCCGACGACGGUGCCAUCGGCGCCAUCCAGUACGACUUCCGCACAAUCGCUGACGUGGCGGGCAUGGAGAACAACAGCGUGGCGGACGUGGUGGGCGUGGUGGUGUCGGUGGGCGCGAGCUCGAGCAUCAUGCGGCGCAACGGCACCGAGACCAUGAAGCGCACCUGCAUGAUCCGCGACCAAUCCGGGCGGCAGACGGAGCUCACCAUGUGGGGCGGCUUCUGCAGCGCCGAGGGGCAGCAGCUGCAGGAGCUGGUGGAGGCGGGGCAGCACCCGGUGCUGGCAAUCAAGGCGGGGCGAGUGAGCGACUUCAGCGGCAAGUCGCUGGGCACCAUAUCGUCCACGCAGCUCGCCAUCAACCCCGACAUCCCCCAGGCCAAAGAGCUCGCCGCCUGGUACACGUCUGGCGGGGGCGCGUCCAUGCCCGUGCAGGUCAUCUCCUCCGAGUUUGGCGGGGCGGGCGGGGGCGGGACAGGCAGGGAGCCUCGCAAGCUGAUAGCGGCGAUUAAGGAUGAGGGGCUGGGGUUGGGCGGGAAGGUGGACUGGAUCUCUGUGCGCGGCACCGUGUCGUACUUCCGUGCGGAUAACUGCUACUACCCCGCGUGCCCGCUGACGACGGCGGAGGGGCGGCAGUGCCAGAAGAAGGUGGUGCAGGACAGCAACGGCGACGGGUGGUACUGUGAGAAAUGCGGCCGUGCCACGCCCACCUGUGACUUCCGCUACAUUCUCAGCUUCCAGCUGCAGGACCACACCGGCAUGACCUGGCUCUCCGCCUUCCAGGAAGUUUCGGAGGAGAUGCUGAAGACGCCUGCAUCAGAGAUCAACAGGUGGAGGGAGGAGAACGACCUGCGGGCGGGGGAGGUGUUUGCCAACGCGCAGUGGAGCCAGUGGGUGGUGAAGCUCAAGGUGCGCGAGGAGACUUGGCAGGACGAGGCCAAGGUGAAGUGCACCGUGGUCAAGGCGGAGCCCGUCAACUAUGCGGCUGAGAGCCGCGUGCUGCUGGACUAUAUUGGCCGGCUGCAGCGGGGAGAGCCGCUCACUGCGCCCGUGCCGGCUUCCCCUGGGCUGUCUGCUGCUGUGGGGGGCAUGCAGGUGGGUCGGGGGGGAGCUGCGGGUGGGGGGUAUGCGGCUGGAGGAGUGGGAUAUGGCGGCGCUGCUGGUGCUGGUGCUGGCGGCGGUGGUGGGUAUAACAGCAGUGCGUAUGGCGGCGGUGGUGGUUAUGGUGGGGGUGGGGGGGGAUACGGUGGGGGAGGGGGUUUUGACGGUGGCAGUGGGGGCAGGGGCGGUGGGGGCGGUGGUGGAGGGGGAGGUGGGUCGUGUUUUAAGUGUGGGGGUUCGGGCCACUGGGCGCGAGACUGUCCUGCUGCUGGUGCUGGUGGGGGCGCAGGUGGUGGGGGUGGUUAUGGGGGCGGGGGUGGUGGUGGUUAUGGUGGCGGCGGUGGCGGUGGCGGGGGGGGAGGGGGCGGGAGUGGUUCAUGUUUCAAGUGUGGGGGGUCGGGUCAUUGGGCGCGAGAUUGCCCUGGUGGGGGUGGUGGUGGUGGCGGCGGUGGUGGCAGGGGAGGUGGAUAUGGGGGUGGAGGAUAUGGUGCUGGUGGCUACUGA